This is a messenger RNA of Leptopilina boulardi, 336 nucleotides long. Its product is annotated as DNA ligase 1-like. The transcript has a single exon. Lineage: Eukaryota; Metazoa; Arthropoda; Insecta; Hymenoptera; Figitidae. The coding region runs from base 97 to 276 and encodes 59 amino acids. The record is from RefSeq and is a predicted model, not a curated record.
GAGAUGAAGGAGAUAGAAAAGGAGAUGAAAGAGAAGGAGAUAGAGCAGGAGAAGGUGGAAAAGGAGAGGGACGAGAUGAAAAAGAUAUAAAAGAAGAUGAAGGAGAUGGAAAAGGAGCAAAGGGAGAUGAAGGAGAUGAAGGAGUUGGAAAAGGAACAAAGGGAGAUGAAGGAGAAGAAGGAAAUGGAGAUGAAGGAGAUAGAAAAGGAGAUGAAAGAGAAGGAGAUAGAGCAGGAGAAGGUGGAAAAGGAGAGGGAAGAGAUGAAGGAGAUAUAAAAGAAAAUGAGGAGAUGGAAAAGGAGCAAAGGGAAAUGAAGGAGAUGAAGGAAAUGAAGG